AAAAACACAACAGCUAAAUCUUACCAAGCGAUGCUUAAUUUAACAGGCAUUUGGCAGGUGAAUAUAAAACAGAAUACCAAAGGCAAAACUAUUACACAAUGAAGAUUGCUACUGUUUUCAUUGCUCUUGCCUGCCUCUUAGCUGUAGAGGUAGAAGGUCAGGAUAGAGCUCUAAAGGGCAGGUGUCUUUGUGCUGGCAAAGGUGUGAACAUGGUUCUUCCCAAAAUGAUUAAAAAGGUUGAAAUCAUACCAGCAAGUCCUUCUUGUGAAAACAUGGAGAUUGUUGCUACUCUAAAGGGUUCAGAACAGAAAUGCCUAAAUUUAGAAUCUAAAUUCACCAAGAAUUACAUCAUGAAGGCUCUUAAGAAAAGGAUCAAGUAGAAGGAACCACUUGCAGUUUGAAUCUGGAUAUUUUUGCUAAGAACACCAUGAUAUCAAGCAGCAAUCAGCGACUCAACAUGAUUCAGUCCUCUGACAGGCAAGAAAGAAGAGUUUAACAUGAAAAAAAUACUAACUAAUUACUUUAAAUCUUUGUUUUAUAACAGUUGUAUAAUGCAGUGGUAAUAACACUUCGUAAUUGAUUUUAUUUUUACAUGAUUACCUUAAAAAUGAUUAGUUUUUGUGUUUGUAUUUUAAGUACAUGUAUGUCUCAUGGAACUACAAUAGGUAAAGUCUUAAAAAUAAUGAAAAUAAAUUCUGAAGCAUUUGAAAAUUUUUGUUGUGUGUGAUGGUGACGUGCAUUAAUUCAAAAAGUUGGAUAAUAAAAAACACAACUGAACAAA
This is a messenger RNA of Paramisgurnus dabryanus, 781 nucleotides long. RefSeq names its product C-X-C motif chemokine 11-6-like. The record is from RefSeq and is a predicted model, not a curated record. Gene Ontology annotation, cellular component: extracellular region. Gene Ontology annotation, molecular function: chemokine activity. Gene Ontology annotation, biological process: defense response; chemotaxis; immune response. NCBI's taxonomy places the organism in Eukaryota, Metazoa, Chordata, Actinopteri, Cypriniformes, Cobitidae.